CGAUUACGGUGGAACACGAGUGAUUCUGUUAUCUUCAAUCUAUCUCAACUCAACACAAAUUCUAAAUUCUUUUCUGCAACAUUCUUGCUUGGGCUUGGCUUGGAUUGAUCACUCAUGGCUGUCCAAACCCACGUUUAUACCGGAUUAGCUUUGGCUUCAACUCCUUCUUCUUCGUUUCAACCCUCUUCUUCCAAGCCCGCUACCCUCUGUGCCGCCACAAAGCUCUUAAGAACGUCCUUCCUUAAUGGCGGAGGGAACAUUUUACAAAUUACAGAGAUGAAAUCUUUGCAUUUUGAUCAAUCCCAUGGUUGUAGACGUGGAGGUGCUCUUGGUGCUCGCAUGAACCUGUUUGACCGUUUUGCAAGGGUCGUAAAGUCAUAUGCAAAUGCACUUGUAAGUUCCUUUGAGGAUCCUGAGAAAAUCCUGGAGCAGACAGUGCUUGAAAUGAAUGAUGAUUUGACAAAGAUGCGUCAAGCCACAGCACAGGUACUAGCUUCUCAGAAGCGCUUGGAAAACAAGUACAAAUCUGCACAGCAAGCUGCUGAUGAUUGGUAUCGAAAGGCACAAUUUGCUCUCCAAAAGGGAGAUGAUGAUCUUGCUCGGGAAGCUUUAAAGAGGCGCAAAUCAUUUGCUGAUAAUGCAAAUUCUUUGAAAGCUCAACUUGAUCAGCAGAAGAAUGUUGUGGAAAAUCUUGUUUCUAAUACACGGCUAUUAGAGAGCAAGAUACAAGAGGCAAGAUCAAAGAAAGACACACUGAAAGCACGUGCGCAGUCUGCGAAGACUGCAACCAAAGUGAGUGAAAUGUUGGGGAAUGUUAACACAAGCAGUGCUCUUUCUGCUUUCGAGAAGAUGGAAGAGAAAGUUAUGGCAAUGGAGUCUCAAGCAGAAGCUCUUGGACAGUUAACUGCUGACGAUCUUGAAGGAAAGUUUGCUCUGUUGGAGGGCUCAUCAGUCGAUGAUGAGUUAGCGAACUUGAAGAAAGAGUUAUCUGGAAGCUCAAAGAAAGGAGAACUUCCACCAGGAAGAACUGUUUCUGGCAGCGCGUUUCCGGUUCGUGAUGCUGAGAUCGAGUCGGAACUCAAUGAACUGAGGCAAAAAGCAAGAGAAAUGUAGGGGUAGGGGUAUGGCAAAUCAUUAGAAUCUCUAAGGUCCAAAUUUUGAUGUCAGUAAGUGACAUCUAAUGCUUUCCACAUUAGAAUUACAUUGUACAGGAAGGAAAUGAUCCAAACAGAUCAAACAUUGUAUAGCUAAACUCCAAUUUUUGGACUGAGGAUGCAUUGCAGAACUUGUUUAGUUCAUAUAUAUUGAUGAAUCUGUGGGAUCAAAUGUUGUUUGUAA
Cucurbita maxima (winter squash) is the source of this 1338-nucleotide messenger RNA. RefSeq names its product membrane-associated 30 kDa protein, chloroplastic-like. The transcript has 11 exons. The coding region runs from base 115 to 1113 and encodes 332 amino acids. Gene Ontology annotation, biological process: thylakoid membrane organization. The record is from RefSeq and is a predicted model, not a curated record. NCBI's taxonomy places the organism in Eukaryota, Viridiplantae, Streptophyta, Magnoliopsida, Cucurbitales, Cucurbitaceae. Gene Ontology annotation, cellular component: chloroplast.